Messenger RNA from Oryzias latipes (Japanese medaka), 2889 nucleotides. It is a transcript of the gene nat14, whose product is annotated as N-acetyltransferase 14 (GCN5-related, putative). NCBI's taxonomy places the organism in Eukaryota, Metazoa, Chordata, Actinopteri, Beloniformes, Adrianichthyidae. The record is from RefSeq and is a predicted model, not a curated record. Gene Ontology annotation, molecular function: N-acetyltransferase activity.
UUCAUAGGAAGUUAGUUUUAAUAACCAUAUGAAUUCAAACCAAGUGCCUUUUUUGCCGUGAAAUAAUUAGAAGAAUUACAAAAGACGUGCAGAAAAAUAGUGAAACAUAAAAAGCUAAUCCUGUCCAGUGCUCUUCGUCCGUUUGGAUCCACCAUGAUUAUGAUGUAGCGUUGACCGUCUAGCAGCAUGAACAGUAGAAAAUGAAGAAAAGAAGAAAAUGCAUCCCAUCCAAGUUUGAUCCUAUGUCCUCUAAUUUAGGCUCACUUCCCUCAGUGUGAAUGUUGAGUGACGUCAUCACAGAAACAGCUGUGCACAACUGCUGAGCAUUAAGUCUAACCAUGGUGAGGCUUGAGUUGGACCAGAUAGUGAUGAGGAGGAUGAAGGAGGACGACAUCGAGAUAGUCAAGGCCCUGAUAAAGGAGGGCUGUGAGGGUACAGAGAACCGUCUCAUCCUCCACAUCCUGACUCGUCCGCUCUGCCUCUUCGUCUUGGCUGUUCUCUCUUCUGUCCUGCGCUGCCUCGUCCAUUCUUUUAUUCUGGCCCUCACCAUCCCGGUCUUCUUGCUGAUCGUCUUCCUCAAAAUCACCAUGCCACGCUCCACAGGAGUUCUGGGCAGCAGCCGUCCCUACUGGGACUAUGUUGGCAGCAGCUACAGAGGGAUGCAGGAUGAGACCCUGUCAAACCCUUACAGCCGGAUCAGCGGGAAAACUCCAGUGACAAAAAAGCCAAGGCGAAGAAUUGGGUGCAAAGACAAGGAAAUGUCAUCCGAAAAGAUCACCCCAGAGAGGGAGCAAACCGCCGGUCAGGUGUGGGUCGCUCAAUGCGAGGGAGAGAUUGUGGGCUGCAUCUUCCGGGAGAGUGAGACCCGACCCGGCAUCGCAAGGAUCUGCAGGCUGGUGACAGGAUGUUGGUAUCGCAGGGAGGGCCUGGGGCGAUUGCUGGUCCAGAGUCUGGAGAACAGAGAAAGGGAGGCCGGAGCACACAGGGUGUACGCACACAUCCCCUACCCAUCCAAAGUGGGGGAAGCCUUCUUUAGAAAAGUGGGCUAUGUGCAGCUAGGGGAAGUGGAGAAUGGAGAGGAGGAGGAAGAAAUCGAGAAAGAAACGCCAGAGAAAGGCUUCAUGGGUUACCCUCUUACAAAGGUUUACUACAAAGACUUGUGAAGGAUGAAGAGCUCUGAAAUGGAUUUCUACUGAUAGUAUGAACAAUUUUGCUGUUUUGAAUUACCGGCAAUUUAAUUUAUGGAGUUUUGCAGUUUUUAAUCGGUGGAUUUAUUUAUUUACUAUGGGUAUUAUAUUUUAUAAUGCUGAUUAAAGGGCUGCUUGCACCAAAGCAACAAACCACAAAAUGUUUAUUGUAUAAAAAUAAUUGCAAAUAUUGACAAAUACCCUGAAAACUGCACAUUUGGGAGUUUUUGUCUUAUUUCUUCAUUAUAGAAAGGAAUUUGCUUUCUAAAAGGACAUGGCAGGAAGUGGCUCCACUCUGAGAUCACAGAAACGGAUACGCUCAAGUUAGAAGUCAGUUUGUUCUUACCGGUAAAUGAAAUGCAAAUUAAAAUCACGUCAUGUCUGGAUCAAAGGUGUAGAGCUCUCUGAAACCAGGCCGGUCUUUCUGUUAAGAACUCAAAUAAAUAUAUAUUAACCGUGUGUUUCCUACUGGUGCCAUGCAAACAGCACAAACCAAAAACAAACAACAAAUUAUCAGUGAUUUCCAAAGUAAAAUUGUUGCCAAUGCAACCCAAACAGCCAAGUUUUCCCACAACACCAAUUCCUUCAUCAUAACCACCGCAGAUGACCGACCCCAGCGUGGAAGCAAGAACCACAUCGAUUUUGAUCUCAGUUUGUGUGGCUGUCUAGCACACAAAAUCUUUGCCUUUAUUUGGUAACAUCCACAGAAAGUGGGCAGGCGUGUCUGCAACACAAACAAUUGCAAACAUGAAGCAAUGCAUUCCUAUUGGCUUCUGUAAAUUAGUGUUUGAAUGUAGACCACACAACUGGGAGGCUAAAAAGGAUGCCAAUGGACUUGCUCAGAUAAAUGUUAAGAAUAAUAGAACUAGUUGUCAAGUAAUAGUCAAAUGUGGGGUUCAUUGUCAGUGUUUUUUCUAAAGCCAAUUAGAUAAUUGUCAACAUGUCAACUGAUGCUGAACUAUCUGAAACCGAUCUAUCUGAGACUGCAUUUUUUGUGUGCUUUUCGUGAUGUGGAAAUCUCUGAAAAGUAUAUUUUCCAGCAUUAAUUUAAGGUUACUUGUUGAUUUUUAUAACUGUCGUUUCCUGCUAUAAUAAUGUCAAACCGGCAUACAGGCCAUUGAUGCCGUAUAACAGUUCUGUAAAAAUCUAUUUGUACACUUUUUCUACAGCUCUUUUUAUCAAGUGUUUCAUGGCAGGAAUGUGUGUGUGUGUGUGUGUGUGACUGGAUCCAUUUGUGGGUUUGUGAAGCUGUAUUGACGUGUAGGCGUCGGUACUGUUACUGUAUAGGAAGCAUGUGGUUUGGAUGAAUCUGCAGAAUCGAUCUUCUUUUAUCUCUGCACUCAUUGUCUGCUGCUGUUCACCUGCACAUUAGCAGAAGGUGGGUCCAUAUGUCUGUAAACCCUUUCCCCCUCACUCAAAAUACAAUUUCUAUUUCAUCUUUUUGUGUGUGUUUUUGUGUGGAUAACAUCAUUUGUAACACAAAACCUACUGAUUGACUGAUGUGAAUUUUACUUACAUUGCUUUUAUCAAGUUAAGAUUUUAACAUUAGAAAUUAUGCUAACGACUUUUGACAUCAGAUUUCAAUUUUUCAACAACAACAAAUAAAUUAUUUGUAACUUAACAUUAAGUUUGUGGAUUAACAAAAGCAUAUCAUCCAAAUGUAAUCUGAAUACCACAGAAUAAACUGUUGCUGAUGCUUGAA